AUGGUUGACUCUACUAUCGAAACUGCCGCCGUCGCCAUCGUGGGCCUUUUCGCCUUGAACUUGGCUGGAAAGGCAUUGCUCCAUGUUUACAAGACUUUCUUGCGUCCUGGCAAGAACCUCAAAAAGCUUGGGAAAUGGGCCGUCAUUACCGGUGCUACUGAUGGUAUUGGAAAAGCAUAUGCUUUGGCAUUGGCAAAGAAGGGAAUUAGCAUUGUUUUGAUCAGUCGAACCGAGGCCAAGCUUCAAGAUGUCAAGAAGGAAAUUGAGGAGAAGAAAUACGAAGGUGUUGAAGUUUCCUAUGUUGUCUGUGACUAUUCCAAGUUUGACAAGGCUGCCCAAGCAAAGGUCGAAAAGGCAAUUAAGCCGCUGGAUGUUGGUGUUCUUGUCAACAACGUUGGAGUCAGCUACCGUUACCCAAUGUACUUCCAUGAGCUUACUGAUGAUGAGGUUCAAAACUUGAUGACUAUGAAUAUUGACAGCACUGUUUGGAUGACUCGCAUGGUCUUGCCCGGUAUGUUGGAAAAGAAGUCGGGAGCUAUUGUCAACAUUUCUUCGGCAUCGGCUUUGUACACUCUUCCAGGAUUGGCCGAAUACUCUGGUUCCAAGGGAUUUAUUGAGAAGUUCUCUCGUGCUAUCAAUGCUGAAUACAGUUCCAAGGGUGUCACCUGUCAGUGCCAAGCCCCAUUCUACGUCGCCACCAAGUUGGCCAAGAUGCGAAAGAGUCUUAUGGUCCCAACGGCAACGGAAUUCGUGAGCCUUGCCAUCAAAUGGGUCGGAUAUUCUGCUGAUUGUGUCGUUUCCCCCUUCCUUCUGCAUGCUUUCCAAGGAUGGGUUAUGGAUAUUUUGCCGGAAUUCAUCUUGACCCCGCAAAUCAUGUCCAUGCACAUGGCCACCAGAAAGAGGGGACAAAAGAAGGAUGCCUUGAAGGCAGCCGAAAAGAAGGACUGA
This is a messenger RNA of Cylindrotheca closterium, 948 nucleotides long. NCBI's taxonomy places the organism in Eukaryota, Bacillariophyta, Bacillariophyceae, Bacillariales, Bacillariaceae. The record is from the annotation of a GenBank genome assembly.